Anastrepha ludens (Mexican fruit fly) is the source of this 2733-nucleotide messenger RNA. RefSeq lists its product as uncharacterized. Bases 975 to 2444 code for a protein of 489 amino acids. NCBI's taxonomy places the organism in Eukaryota, Metazoa, Arthropoda, Insecta, Diptera, Tephritidae. The transcript is spliced from 4 exons. The record is from RefSeq and is a predicted model, not a curated record.
GCACGUAUGUAUGUACACACUGAAUUUCGAUCAGAAGGAAAAUGUAUGCUUCCGCGCUCUCACUGUUAAAAAUAUAAACAAAGGGCAAAGAAAACAGCGUACAUACAAAAGACGAUACUGAAUUUGAAUACGCAUAUCGGAUGGUGAUUCCCUGUACACAUGUACAUAAGCACAUUAGUAAGUAGAGUAGCAAAUGCUAUACGCAGUAGCGUUAACAAUUAAAUCGAACAACACGAACCUCAAAAAGCAAAAUAUUCAAAACCGAAACUUUAACGAAAACGGCACGAAUGCAGGGGGUUAUUUUUGGGAUACGCUUUUCGAAAUAACAACAAAAACCGAAACAACUAUGAAAGCAUCAUACAACAAUCGUUAGUAGCCACCUAGCGGACGCAAAGUAGCAAACCGUCGUUCGGUCCAUCGGUCGAUAUGCAUGUAGAUAUGAGCUAACCAUCAUAGUAGCGGCACAAAAACAAAAAUAAACUGCCUACAACAACCAUAAGGAAGUGGGGAAUAAAAACAGAAAUCAAAAAAUUCUAAAUAGCAUGAAAUAAACGAAUGAAUGAAACAACAAAAGUCAGAGAAUACAGAGACGGUAGAAGAAGAAGCAGCAGCAGCAACAACGGCAACCGUUUCGUUGUAGCGGUAUUUGACGAGUUUAGCGAACGCGAUGAUCGUAGUGUUGGUUGGUAAUCGUAGACGUAAUGUUGGGUGGGAUCGACGGUAAAUUAACCAAAUAUAAAUAUAUUACUUAAAUAAGAAUCAAAAAAAAGAAAAAAAAAAAUACGUGCAAAGUAAAAGAAAAUAAGUACAUAUAGUAUCGGUGGAGCGGUGGAGCGGUGGCGCUUGUAUUUCGAUCUAAAAGCAAUAACAUAAAAACGGAUACAGUGAAGGAGAGUUUGAAGCUGCAGCGGAGAGAGAGAGAGAGAGAUAUUGUAGAACAAGAUCUCUUGACAACGAGGAAAUAGUACACAAUUAUGGACUCAAAAUCUCCAACAACGCCGGUCAACAAUGGCAAUGGAAGUGUCAACAACCACAACAAUAACAACAACAAUAGCAACUACCACCAUCAUCGUGCGCCACGCACUCCCGAAAGUUAUUUCAAUGUGCCCGAAUCGAUCGCGCUGCUGAAUAUCGUCAAAUCGGAGCGCAUUCAAAGCGCUUUCCAAUCGAAUCGCAAGAAUCACGCCAGCGUGUGGGAGAUGGUUGCCGAAGUGCUAAAUCGAUUCAGCGCGCGUAAACGUUCCGCCAAACAGUGUUGCAAUCGUUACGAAAAUUUGAAAAAGAUCUACACACAAUUGAAGAAGAAUCCUGAACGGCAUGUGCGUCGCAAUUGGCCUUACAUGUUUCUGUUCAAGGAGAUCGAGGAGCAGCGCGGUGAAUGUUGGGGUUCGGCGAAUGGCAAACGACUAGCGUUGAUAGCAAAAAGUCACAAAGAGCUCUCAUACUAUCAGCGCCGGCGGCAGGCCGCUGAGUUGGGUGUGGCGUAUCUGGGCAAAGAUGCGGCUGCUGUGAUGCAACACAGUUUGCUACAGAGCCUCUCCACAGAUUCGAGUAGCAAUAAUAGCAAAAUGGAACGUUUUCUGCCCAAUCACUUUGUGGAAGCGCAACUAGGUGACGGACUCGGUGGCGGGAUGAGCAUGUACGACGAUGGCGCGCCAUUGAAUUUGCCACAAAGCGCAAGCGCGGCAGCGGCAGCAGCCGUUGCGGCGGCGGCAAUGAAUGUUGUCAUGCAAAAGGAACAGGAACUGCGCGAAAAUGGACUGAGUGGCGUAGGCAGCAGCGUUGGUGGUAUGGAAAAUGGUAAUGAAGAUGCAAAACAACACCGCGCGAACGAGAUAAAUGGGCCGCUGACGCUGAAUGGUGGUGCGGAUGUGCCAAAUGGUAGAAUUGGAAGUGUAGCAAAUGGUGGUGCUAUAGGCACUAUGCUAGCGCCACAUCCCGACAAUGGCAUUAAAGAUGUGCUGCGACCGCACUAUGAGAAAGACUGUAAUGGUGGAGGGGCAUUGAGUUUGCCCAAUGGCGACAAUAAUAUCUCAAUGAAGUCCGAGCCAAUGUCUGAAGGAGAAUUCAAUCCAGAUGAUAUACAAUUAAUGCAGACCAACUACAAUGGCUCCCAAAACUACUAUCCACACAACAUUGAUACCAACAUUCUGCACCCGGAUGUCAUUGUCGACACCGAUAACAUUUCCGAUUGCAGCAGCGUCUUAGCUGGUGAUGGCAUUGGCGGCUCGGCGAAGAGCAAACGCAAACUGUCCACAUCCACCGAUGGCGGUGAUAGUACAAAUUACGAAUUGAUCGAGUACUUAAAGCGGCGCGAGAAGCGCGAUGAGGAAUUACUGCGACGUAUGGAUGCGCGCGAGGAGCGACUAUUGGCGUUGCUCGAACGCACAGUUGUCGCUAUUGAGACGUUGGCUGGCAAGAAGCCGGUGGAAAGUAAAGAGUAAAAAGCAUUGAUAACCUCAGUGGAAAAAAUGCGCUAUGGCAACAACAACAAAACCCUCAGUCAUUUAGUGAAUUAAGCCAACUAUAAGUAGUUUUAGGUAAAUAAGGCCAAAGGUUACUCACUUUGCAGAGCCAAAGAACAAAUUCGAGGAGAUUUUCACUUUUAAUCAUAUAAUAUAUUCGAUAAGUUUUUUAUUUAUACAUAUACAUACAAAUGUUUGUGCUUAAUAAUUUAGUAAGUGUAGAAGUAAGGAUGUGGAUGUUAUUUGAAAUUACUCAAUUACCAAAAAU